AUGCUGUUUCCGCUUGUGGCGCUGCUUUCGCUGUGCGACGCCGCGCUGCUGCGGGCGAAUUCCCCGCAACCCGUGGUGGUCAGGCUCAGGAGGGAUCACCUUCAACACCACCGCCAUGGUAUCACGAUGUCUGCCAGCUCAGGCCUGGGCGCCAGGGGCACCGUGUGCUCGCCGCGCCAGAUGCGGCAACUGGAGCAGCACCAGGCUCGGCUUCGGCAUCCCGCGCUGCUGCAAAGGUCGGCCACCUCCGCCUUUGGCGAGUCGGAGGUGGGCGUCCUGCGACUGCAGGACCUCUCCAGCUCGGAGUACGCGGGCCUGCUGGGCGUGGGCACCCGGGCCAACUGCACAGGGCGUUGCCCGGCUGCGCAGCUGCGGGUGAUCUACGACACCGGCAGCGCAGACCUCUGGGUGAACUCGGACCUCUGCACCUAUGGCCCCUGCUCCAUGGACGACCGGCACCGCUUCAAUCGCUCUUCCUCGAAGACCUACGAGCAGGCGAACAAACCGGAAGGCUUCCAGACGGAGUACGCCUCGGGCAGCAUCACAGGGGUCUUGGGCACGGACGAUGUUUGGCUUGGCCCUGUCGUGGUGAAGCAGCAGACGCUGGGCCUGAUCUCGCAGGAGUACGGGGAGGCCUUCACCUGGAUGCCCAUCGACGGCAUCGUGGGCCUUGGCUUCCGGGACCUGGCGGUGAAGACCAGGCCGCUGCUGGAUACGCUGGAAGAGCAGGCGCUGCCGCAUCCAGAGUUUGCCUUCUUUCUGCACCCGGACUUCACCAAGGGCGGUGCUUUGCUUUGGGGCAAAACCGAGCACUUGCGUCUGCACCAGGGUCCCAUGCGCUGGUUCCCCGUCGCGGAGGAGAAGUUCUGGUCCAUUUCGCUGCUGGGCUUCCGCCUGGGCCUCCACAGCGUCCAGGACCUGCUGCCGCUGCUGCUGCCCUACGUGAAGCGCCCCUCCGACGGCCCCCUGUCGCAGCUGCCCGAGGAUUCUCCAAGCCGGCGGCCCCCCGACGCGUUGGCCGUCCUGGACAGCGGCACCACCUUCUUCACCGCGCCGCCGCGGCUCUUCAACGAGAUCUCCCGCGCCGUUGGCCCAAGGAGCUGCGAUUCAAUCGCCGGCUUUCCCGAAUUCGUUUUCACCGUGGGCACUAACCUCUCCAACCGGAGUCAGACCUACGACCUCGUGGUGCCGCCCCAGAUGUACAUGACCCGGGACUAUGGAACGGAGCGCUGCGUCCCUGGGGUCAUGAGCAUGGGCCAGGGGUACCAGGAAAAGCCCUUCAUGAUCCUUGGGGAGGUCUUCAUGCGCCACUACUUCUCCAUCUACCAGAGGGGAUCGGAGGGCUCCUCUCGGGUCGGCUUGGCGCCGGCGCGGCUGGGCGCUGCCGCGGAACGGAUCCUGCAGUGA
Molecule: messenger RNA, 1407 nt
Organism: Effrenium voratum
Lineage: Eukaryota; Dinophyceae; Suessiales; Symbiodiniaceae
Source: the annotation of a GenBank genome assembly